AAAUUAGAAAAAAAAAAAAAAAUCAAAUGGGGAAGAAGAGAAAACACAGCGAGACUGAAGCGGCGCCGCCGGUGAAGAACGACUAUUCUGCUCCGGAGAGGCCUAAAAGAACCCUAUUAGGCUGGAAAGACAAGAACGAAGAUGCUGAGGAACCUAAAGCAGCGCCUGUGUUCAGGAACAAAGAGAAGGUUCUCGUGACUUGCUCACGUAGGAUAAGUUUCAGGUAUAGGCAUCUGAUGUUGAACAUAGUGUCGCUUCUGCCUCACUGUAAGAAAGAUAGUAAGGUUGAAGCUAAGAGCAGUAAAGGGGAAACUCUUAAUGAGCUUGUUGAGCUUAAGGGCUCUUCUUCCUGCUUGUUUUUCGAGUGUAGGAAGCAUAAAGAUCUGUACAUGUGGAUGGUUAAGUCACCUAGUGGACCCUCUGUUAAGUUCUUGGUUAAUGCUGUUCACACAAUGGAGGAGCUGAAACUCACUGGAAAUCAUCUGAAAGGGUCACGCCCUCUCUUGACGUUUUCAUCUAAUUUUGAUAAAGAUGUGAACUGGAAGCUUUUGAAAGAGAUGUUAACACAGGUUUUUGGAAUCCCCAAGGAACAUAGAAAGUCUAAACCGUACCAUGACCAUGUGUUUGCUUUCUCAAUUGUCGAUGACCAUAUAUGGUUCCGUAAUUACCAGAUAUCUGUACCACAUAACGAGGCUGACAAGGUUGCACGAGGUGGUCUUGAUAAAAUGACUCUUGUCGAGGUUGGUCCAAGGUUCUGUUUAAAUCCGAUUAAGAUCUUUGGAGGCAGCUUUGGAGGUCCAACGCUUUACGAGAACCCAUUCUACGUAUCUCCAAACCAGAUUCGAGCAUUGGAGAAAAGGAAUAAAGCUGGGAAGUUUGCUAAGAAAAUAAAGGCAAAAACAAGAAGAAAGAUGCAUGAACUCUCCAACCCAUUGGAGCCUGAUGAGUUUGCUGACAUGUGGAAAGAUGAUGAAUGAUACCAGCUUGAUCAAGUCUUUGUUCUUGUUGUAGACUUUCUAAUUCACAGCAUCAACACAUGUUUGUCUUUACUGUUCGUGACUCUGUUUUUUGUUCUCUCCCUGUAUUAAUCGUAGUUUGAGUUUGUUUCCUUGCAAUUAAAGAUUCAACAAGUAAAAAGUUCC
Messenger RNA from Eruca vesicaria subsp. sativa (arugula), 1142 nucleotides. NCBI's taxonomy places the organism in Eukaryota, Viridiplantae, Streptophyta, Magnoliopsida, Brassicales, Brassicaceae. The record is from the annotation of a GenBank genome assembly.